AUGACGGACAACAAGCGGCAAAGUGUGGGAGGUAAAGCUCAAGGCCUGGGCCCUGCAAGCACGGCGACGGGUCCUGGAAUGGCAACAGCCAUGGUGCCAUUGGAGGCAGCACUGAGUGGUGCUAUUGGAGCGCGUGUCCGUAUCACGACAGCGCCCCCUGUUUCUUCAACCCUCGAAGGCACUCUUUUCACGGCCUGUCCGAUCACGAACCUGGUCGCCAUCAACACCUCGAACCAAUCCGCCCCGGCAGGGAGUGCGAACCAGACACAACCGAGCGAUUAUCACAUUAUCCCCAUCUCGCGGAUUCAGUCCUUCCAACUGCUGUCCCUCGCGCCGUCUUCCAAUUCCACCGACGGACCUUUCACCAAUGCAUCUCCGGCGCUUCAUGCCCUUGACAUCCGUGCCCUGAAAGCUCGCGAGGCGAGCGCGGUUGCGAAGUUGCAGGAGAAUGAAGCGCGGCGAGGCAAGGGUGUGACUCGAGAAGCACAGGAUCUGUUCGAUGCUUUUAGCCGCACAAUGCCUGCUCGGUGGGAUGGAACGAGCAUCGUUGUUGCGGAUGCAGUGGUUAUCGCCAAACCGUACCGGGUGGAUGACUGCCGGCCAUUGGUGGCCGGCGACUCGGCUGCUCUGACACGAGUUCGCAAGGUGCUGGAGAUGGAACGGAAGAAGAUCGAACUGCGCAAUGCCAGUGCCGCUAUGGGAAAUACGAACCACUUCGCUCGACACGCCGGUGCGGCGCAGGGGGGCGCUGGAGCCAAAGAUCGAGUGGCCGUCCCUAACCAUCUUGAUACAUCUUCAGCGCCAGCCCCGAGGAAGGGCGGUUAG
Rasamsonia emersonii CBS 393.64 is the source of this 825-nucleotide messenger RNA. RefSeq lists its product as uncharacterized. The transcript has 3 exons. NCBI's taxonomy places the organism in Eukaryota, Fungi, Ascomycota, Eurotiomycetes, Eurotiales, Trichocomaceae. The coding region runs from base 1 to 825 and encodes 274 amino acids. The record is from RefSeq and is a predicted model, not a curated record.